This is a messenger RNA of Anarrhichthys ocellatus (wolf-eel), 2009 nucleotides long. Its product is annotated as b(0,+)-type amino acid transporter 1. Gene Ontology annotation, molecular function: L-amino acid transmembrane transporter activity. NCBI's taxonomy places the organism in Eukaryota, Metazoa, Chordata, Actinopteri, Perciformes, Anarhichadidae. Gene Ontology annotation, cellular component: membrane. The transcript has 6 exons. Gene Ontology annotation, biological process: amino acid transmembrane transport. Bases 425 to 1831 code for a protein of 468 amino acids. The record is from RefSeq and is a predicted model, not a curated record.
UCCGUCUUACCAACAAAGAAACAGUGUACAAGAUAUCAUAACAAGACACCUGGAUACUAAACUAAUUAAAUCUACAGAACUACUGUUCUGUGUCUGCACUUUUAAUACUUACAUUCUUUAAAACUAAGCAUAAUACGAUAAUAUAUUUUCCCAUCACAGUACCUACCGCUGAUUUAGACACAAAAUCAUUAAUAUCAAUGAAGCUUUGCUGUAAAACGGGAAAGCAUGAUUGUCUGUGAAGACAGCGUGAAGUUAUGAGCAAAGUCGAAGGCUACGCCUUGGUUUAGUGGCUAUUUAAGGAGGUUAACUUCCUGUUGUACAUGGCUUUAAAAUUACCCAACAUUUAGCAGUUAAUUUACAGCCAGGUCUCUGUGUGUCCAGUGUCUUCUGCCAAUGCCUUUCAAGACGGAGCAGCUUUCAAACGAUGAUGAGUGACAAACAGAGACUCAAUCUGAAGAGGGAAGUGGGGAUUAUAGGAGCUGUGUCAUUCAUUGCUGGAACCAUGAUAGGAUCCGGGAUUUUCAUAUCCCCCCAGUUUGUGCUGUUGGCCAUCGGCAGCCCCGGGGCCAGCUUUGUUAUAUGGACUUUCUGUGGGUUGAUAGCCAUGCUUGGGGGUCUCUGCUAUGCUGAACUGGGCACAGUCAUACCAGAGUCUGGAGCGGAAUAUAUCUACAUGCUGCGGACAGCAGGGAAAGUGGUCGCCUUUAUGUUUGUCCUCAGCUUCAUUAUUGUCAUGAGGCCUGCCAGUGCCACAGGAAUUGCCCUGGGUUUUGCGGAAUAUGUCGUGGCCCCCUUUUACAGCGGAUGCACCCCUCCACAACUCGUGGUGAAGUGCGUGGCUGCAGGAGUUAUCAUGGUGCUGGCCAUAGUCAACUGUCUGAGCGUCCGCUUGGCCACCACCAUCCAGGUGGUUUCCAUGGUAGUCAAACUGCUGGCACUGGCCGUGAUCAUAUUGGGAGGUGUUGUGAUGCUUUUCCAGGGACACACUGAGAACUUUGAGAACUCCUUUCAGGGAACAAAUGUUGAUGUCAGCUCCAUUGGCAUUGCUUUCUAUCAGGGCUUGUGGUCUUAUGAUGGUUGGAACACUUUGAAUUUUCUAACUGAGGAGCUGAAACAUCCAGAAGUGAAUCUUCCUAGGGCUGUUGUGAUAGCCAUUUCUCUGGUGACUGGCUUAUAUCUGCUGGUGAAUGUGAGCUACCUAACGGUAAUGACGCCGAGAGAGCUCAUGUCCUCCAACGCAGUAGCAGUAACAUGGGGGAAUAAGGUGUUAGGAAGCUGGGGCUGGAUCAUGUCUGUGGCCGCAGCGUUGUCUGCGUUCGGUUCACUGAAUGGGACGUUCUUCAGUGGUGGCCGCGUGUGCUUCGUUGCGGCCAGGGAGGGACACAUGCCAGACAUUCUGGCCAUGGCUCACAUCCACAGACUGACUCCGUCUCCGGCCCUGAUCUUCACCACCGUAAUCUCUCUUCUGGUGCUGAUCCCCGGAGACUUCCAGAGCAUUGUCAACUACUUCAGUUUCACUGCCUGGUUUUUCUAUGCCAUCACCAUGUCUGGACUGCUCUAUCUCAAGAUUAAGAAGCCGGAGCUCCCCAGGCCGUACAAGGUUCCCAUCAUACUCCCCAUACUGGUCAUCAUUGUGGCAGUAUUCCUUGUGCUGGCACCCAUCAUAGACGAUCCUCAGAUUGAAUACCUCUAUGUGACUUUAUUUAUCUUCAGUGGAGCUAUAGUCUACAUACCCUUCAUCCAUUAUAAGCUCUGCCCAGGGCUUUUGACCAAGUUAACAGUGUUCCUGCAGCUGUUCUUGGAGGUCGCACCAGCAGAGAAGAACCUGUGAUUUGGGCAGAACGAAUGAAACAUUGCAGUUUACAUUCGAUACAAACCUAGUGUUGCCUCCCGUUUCUCAUUGACAAAUUGGGCAAUCUGAUAUGUAUAUUUGCAGAUGUUCCUAGUCAAUUUAAAGAGCACAUGAAAAGAAAUAUCAUUGUGAAAUAAAUCCGUUUUCAAAAUGUCAA